Nomia melanderi (Alkali bee) is the source of this 932-nucleotide messenger RNA. Its product is annotated as bolA-like protein 3. Lineage: Eukaryota; Metazoa; Arthropoda; Insecta; Hymenoptera; Halictidae. Gene Ontology annotation, cellular component: mitochondrial matrix. The record is from RefSeq and is a predicted model, not a curated record.
GUUAAAUUUAUUCUUGUGUUGGCAUACCGCACAACAUAAUGAAAUUAUGUAAUGAUCAGUAUGCACAGUCGGUAUUAAUACUGUAGCAUAUGUAUAUACACUGUAUUGCGUCACUUGCCGAUUUGUUUUACUAUCUUUGAUAAGUUAAGUAGGGAAACAAUGCUUGCGUGUUUUUUAUACUUUAUUAUUGCAUUCUAAAUUUGUUUCUUUUUUAAGAUGGCCUAUUUGUAAGUAGAUGGCGCUACCGUGAAAUUUGUCUCGAAUCAGCUGAUUGGAGCGUACCUACUUGAACGUAAUAUAUGUGAUGCGGCUUUCUAUUGUUAUCCGCUUUUUUAUUUAACUGUUUAUUGAUAAUCUGUCACGCGGAAAAUUUAAAAAACUGAAACAAACGAAGCUUGUAUUACCACGAUCUACAAUAAUAACUAUGUUCGGCCGUUUGUUUAUGUCAAAUUUUCGUAAUAUAUCGCUGCUGUCGAGAGUAUGGAAUGGCCCUAAUGGAACGUUGGCUGGUAAACAAGCUGAAGAAAAAAUGAUAGAGUUGUUAAGGAAUAAAUUUCCUAAAGCUCAGCUUAUAGAAGUAAACGAUGUUUCAGGAGGAUGUGGCGCAAUGUUCGAAAUAAGUGUUAUUGCUCCUGAAUUCGAAGGAUUGAAUACCGUUAAACAGCAUCGGAUGAUAAAUGAAGUACUUAAAGAGGAAAUCAAAGAUAUGCAUGGGAUAAGGAUAUAUACCAGCAUUCCCAAAUCAUAGACAAUUUUUAAUUCUUUAGAGAGCUGUUCCUUACAUUUAUAGUUUUGUGUUGAAAUUGUACAAAGUUUUGUAAAUUUUGCAUAUAUGUGUAACUUAAAUGCUAAAUACAAAUAAUGAUUAUAUAUUAUAGAAAUGUAUGACCCUUUUAACAUUUUACUCUGUUAUGCUAUGCUUUACAUAAUUG